Molecule: messenger RNA, 3383 nt
Organism: Diospyros lotus (date-plum)
Lineage: Eukaryota; Viridiplantae; Streptophyta; Magnoliopsida; Ericales; Ebenaceae
Product: sphingoid long-chain bases kinase 1
Exons: 10
Coding region: 736-2988 (750 amino acids)
Biological process (GO): sphingosine biosynthetic process
Cellular component (GO): membrane; intracellular membrane-bounded organelle; cytoplasm
Molecular function (GO): kinase activity
Source: RefSeq, a predicted model, not a curated record
CUAUCUCCAGUCCUGGCCAGAUAAGUAUCGAGUGUAUUUUCUCUUGAAUUGGGGUUUUGUUCAUUUGAUGGACGAUUGGACACGACGACGGCGGGGAAGAGUUCAAGAGGGAGAGGAAGAGCGAUAUCGAGGAAGAGACAGACAGUGGUUUUGAAUCGGCCGAGGUGGAAUUGGAUCCAUCGUUUUGCAUAGGAAAAGCUGAUCUGACCUGACGCCGUAAUCAUCAUCUUCGUCAUCGUCAUCCGAACCACCAACCUUGGAGGCGCCGUCAAUCAGGAGCUGAAAUCGGCACCACGUGUUGCUGGUCGCCGCUGAUUCUUAGUUAUAGGCGCCUGAUAUCACUUGAUCUGCGUCCGGUUGUUGCCGCCGACGUCUACAAGCUGUAACUCGAAAAUUCACCUGUUAGGGCCUGGCUGUCGAAGAUCUGAGCCGCUGCGGUCUGCGUAAGUGGGAGGCCCUAACAUUCAUCAACUCUGGAGUUGUGUUCGGCUACGAUAAUUGAAUUGAGGUUUGUGGCAAGAAUAUCUCAUCUCUCCACAUCCAGUACUUAUUGUUAUGGAAACAUUGACCUGGAUAGUUCAAAGGAUAACAGCUUGGGUGAAUACAAUGCAGGUCGAUAUGUUAUGCUGAAUUAUACUGCCAAUUUCUGUAGAUCACCUCCUGUACAGCUUAUGCAACGGCACCAUUGCAUUCUGUCUUCCAUGUUUUAUAUCUGUUUUCUACAGUGACACAAAUAUGCAGAAGAGUGGGAGUCUUUCUAAGAAUAAUUCAUUGAGGUUGACAACCCAGCAGUCCCUUCGCCGCUUGGGAUUGUGUUCUCCAACAGCAACUGGACAGCACUCUUCCCCAAUAGUCUUUCCAGAAAAACGUGGUAAGGUAAAGACUUCAAGGCGUGCUGACACAAAUGUUGCCAGUGAGGAUCUCAAGAAAGUAAAAAGUGAGGAGCACAGGAUUGAUAUUGGAGAUGAGCAGUCUGAUUUGUUGGGACAUGAUGUAUUUUCUGGAAAACUGGCUCUGGAUAAGAGAAAGACAAGUAAAAGUAAUGAUUCUCAGACGUCAACAGAGACUGUGAGCCAGGAUGUUGUUGAUGCUAAACUCACAAGGCAGGCACUAGUCUGGGGUUCUCGUAUGCUGCAUCUAGAUGAUGUGAUUUCGGUAUCGUACAAUAUAGGUCUGAGACACUUUACUAUUCAUGCAUACCCUAUCAAAAAGGCUUCAUGUGGCCUUUCUUGCUUUAUUAAAACUGGGAGAAGUAGGAAGGAUUUCCGCUUCUUGGCAGCUAGCUCUGAAGAAGCAGUACAAUGGGUUAGUGGAUUUGCAGAUCAGCAAUGCUAUGUGAAUUGUCUGCCUCAUCCUAUGAAGCAGGCUGCAGAUAUAGUUGGUGGUGAUUUUCUGUUUGAAUCACAUAUAAAAUCUAAGAGUCCACCUAAAAUCCUUGUGAUUUUAAACCCGAGAUCUGGACAUGGUCGUUCAAGUAAAGUUUUUCAUGGUAUGGUGGAACCAAUAUUCAAGCUUGCAGGGUUUAAGAUGGAGGUGGUCAAAACAACAUCUGCAGGUCACGCUAAAAAUCUUGCCUCAAGUGUUGACUUCAGUACAUGUCCUGAUGGAAUUGUUUGUGUUGGAGGUGAUGGGAUUGUUAAUGAGGUUUUGAAUGGGUUGCUCAGCAGAGACAACCAGAAAGAAGCAGUUUCUAUUCCAAUUGGAAUUAUACCGGCUGGUUCAGAUAAUUCUUUAGUUUGGACUGUCCUAGGAGUUAGAGAUCCAGUCUCUGCUGCUAUAGCUAUAGUAAAGGGAGGGCUCACUGCCACAGAUGUUUUUGCAGUUGAGUGGAUUCAAACUGGGGUUAUUCACUUUGGGAUGACUGUCUCAUACUUUGGUUUUGUUAGUGAUGUGUUGGAGCUUUCUGAGAAGUAUCAGAAGCACUUUGGUCCUCUGCGUUAUCUUGUUGCAGGUUUCCUCAAAUUCUUAUGCUUGCCAAAGUACAGUUUUGAAGUGGAAUAUCUUCCAGCAUCAAAAGAGGCAACUGAUCAUGAGGGAAAAGCAUUGGCUGUCCAGGAAAUAGCUGACCUGUCAGACCUGUAUACAAAUAUUAUGAGGAGAUCAACUACAGAUGGCAUUCCUAGAGCCUCUAGCUUAUCAAGCAUAGACUCGAUAAUGACCCCAAGUCGUAUGUCUGGAGGAGAAUUAGAUACGACUUGUAGUAGCACCCAUGCCAGCACAGAGCCAUCAGAGUAUGUGCGUGGCCUAGAUCCAAAAUCUAAGCGCCUGUCAUCUGGAAGGAGUAAUGUGAUGGCAGAACCAGAAGUCAUCCAUCCUCAGCUACCACUUUCAGCAACUCCUAACUGGCCAAGGACUAGGUCAAAGUCAAAAACAGAUAAAGGAUGGAGUGGUUUGACGGCCACACAAGAUGCUAACAGAACUUCUUGGGGAAAUGCAGCAAUAAAUGACAAAGAGGAUAUUUCAUCAACAAUGUCAGACCCAGGUCCAAUUUGGGAUGCUGAACCCAAGUGGGAUGCUGAGCCUAACUGGGAUGGGGAAAAUCGCAUUGAAUUGCCAGGACCAUCAGAGGAUGUUGAAGCUGGAGUGAGGAGGGAAGUUGUGCCUAGUCUGCAAGAUAAAUGGACUGCCGUAAAAGGUCAAUUUCUUGGUAUCCUGGUCUGUAACCAUGCUUGUAAAACGGUUCAGAGUUCCCAGGUGGUUGCUCCAAACGCAGAGCAUGACGAUAAUGCCUUGGAUUUGUUGUUGGUUCAUGGAAAUGGAAGGCUUAGGUUGUUGAGGUUUUUUGUGCUUCUGCAAUUAGGUCGGCAUCUUUCACUGCCAUAUGUUGAGUAUGUCAAGGUAAAGUCAGUGAAGAUUAAGCCUGGGAAACACACACACAAUGGCUGCGGCAUUGAUGGGGAGCUUUUCCGAGACCGUGGCCAAAUCAUGUCUUCAUUACAUCCUGAGCAAUGCCGGCUUAUUGGUCGGUCGCCUACUAGUAACAAAUGAAAGCUGAGUUCCGCUUGGAAAUCUUUGAUUUGAGCUCCAUGGAUGCAUAUAAGUUCGAAUUUUCAUUUUGUGAUGGUGCAAUGAGGGGAGCAUUCCGUAUCCAUUGAAGGGAACUUUUGCUGCUCUGCCAUGUUAUCUCAACCUCCCACCAUUGCAUCUUUGCAUGCCGAGAUCCCUGUAAAUUUUUGUCACUGUAUUUUUGUCGUUUCGGCCCUCACUUCCUUUACUAUCAUCCUCCCUUUUAUGUCUCUGUAUGCGUUCAUGAUGUAUCUUCUUCACCCGCGUUGCGUUCGUUACCGUGUGCAAGCUGCUGCUAAUGGUUUCUGUUUGUCGUAUACUCGAGUGGCUCCCAACAUAUUGUACCUAAUGAAAUGUUUUGGUUUUGGAUCACUUAA